AUGUCCGUGGUCGGCUCGCAGCCUUUCAUCAAACUAAUGCAUCGAACGCCUUCCAUCUCCCCGGGCAUCCAGAGGAGACACACGCUGCCCGCCAGCGAGGUCCGGCCGCUCAACACGCAGGACGCCAUCAGCGUCUUCGAGAUCGAGCGAGAGGCAUUUAUCUCCGUGUCAGGUGAGUGUCCCCUCCACCUGGAUGAGGUGCGUCACUUCCUCACCUUGUGUCCAGAGCUGUCCAUGGGCUGGUUCGAGGAGGGCCGACUGGUGGCUUUCAUCAUCGGCUCUCUCUGGGACAAGGACAGGCUCACUGAAGACGCGCUGAUCCUCCACAAGCCGCGCGGCUCCACCGUCCACAUCCACAUCCUCGCGGUGCACCGCACCUUCCGGCAGCAGGGCAAAGGGCCCAUCCUGCUGUGGCGUUACCUGCAGUACCUCCGCUGCCUGCCCAGCGUGCGCCGCGCGCUGCUCAUGUGCGAGGACGUCCUGGUGCCCUUCUACCACAAGUCGGGCUUCAAGGUGCUUGGGCUCUGCGCCAUCACCGUGGCCAACAUGACCUUCACGGAGAUGUGCUACCCGAUCAGCGGCCACGCGUACAUGCGGCGCAACAGCGAGGCGAUCCGUUUCCCCGCAGCAUCCCUUGACUGUGCCACUGGCAAACACGGGUGA
Molecule: messenger RNA, 663 nt
Organism: Cyclopterus lumpus (lumpfish)
Lineage: Eukaryota; Metazoa; Chordata; Actinopteri; Perciformes; Cyclopteridae
Product: serotonin N-acetyltransferase-like
Exons: 3
Coding region: 1-663 (220 amino acids)
Biological process (GO): response to light stimulus; circadian rhythm
Cellular component (GO): cytoplasm
Molecular function (GO): aralkylamine N-acetyltransferase activity
Source: RefSeq, a predicted model, not a curated record